Antechinus flavipes (yellow-footed antechinus) is the source of this 2944-nucleotide messenger RNA. RefSeq names its product solute carrier family 46 member 1 (gene SLC46A1). The record is from RefSeq and is a predicted model, not a curated record. Gene Ontology annotation, cellular component: plasma membrane. Lineage: Eukaryota; Metazoa; Chordata; Mammalia; Dasyuromorphia; Dasyuridae. Gene Ontology annotation, biological process: transmembrane transport. Bases 548 to 1954 code for a protein of 468 amino acids. The transcript has 5 exons. Gene Ontology annotation, molecular function: transmembrane transporter activity.
GUACAGAUGCUCAUUUUAUUUGGGGUUUUAAAAUUCAGAAAAUGAAAAAAUGAAAAAAAAAUGGCUCAGGGGAAUCCUAGCUCCAGAGCUGAAAGGCAUUCUUUCCAUUUUCAGAUUAAGGAAACUGAGGCAGGAGACAAGCAAGUGUCAUAAAGUACUACUUAAAGUCACAUAAGGUAUUAUGGGGCAGUAUCAAAAUUUGCAUGUGGGGCCCGGGCCUUGUAAGACGCUUUCCAUUAUUCUGCACCGUGGGCAUGCAAACCGCUCGGCUUCUCUGGAUCUUUACUUCUCAUCGGCGAAAUGGAGCGGAUAAUAAGGUUUUUCCGUCUCCUUCCCCGAAAAGCCAGAGGCGCGAUGUGGGCAGGGGUCUGGAAAGCCCCGCCCCCUGAGACAUGCGCACAGCCGCUCUGGGCCCGGGGCUUUAAGCGUUCGGGACUGGACAGAGAGCCGCGGGACGCGCGGCUCACUCUGGUGCGGGCCAGCUGAGGGCGCGCGCCGAGCUGUCCGUGGUCCGGGAGCAGGACGCGGUUGCGAGCGCGCGAGCAUCAUGGACGCGCCGAGUUCCGGGGAGCCCGGGGCGCGCGCUGCUGAGGCCCCGGGAGAGCCAGUGGAGAGCGGGAGCGCGAGCGGGGCCCGCGUCUGGCGGGGCUGGGGCCCCGUGGAGCUGGUCGUCUUCUUGGCCAACUUCUCGCUGGCGCUGCAGCGGCCGCUCACCACCCAGUACCUGUGGCACCGCCUGGGCGCAGAGGUGGGCUACAACGGCACCAGCCGCGGGGGCGGCUGCAACCACACCGAGGACCCCAAGCAGCAGGAAGUGGAGACCCUGACCUCCCACUGGAGUCUCUACAUUGAUCUGAGUGGCUUCUUCGUGGGGCUUUUCUCAGCCACUCUUCUGGGCCCAUGGAGUGACCGUGUUGGGCGGCGUCCACUGCUGGUGCUGGCCUCCUCUGGUCUCCUGCUUCAGGUCAUCGUGUCCAUCCUCGUCGUGAACCUGGAGCUCCAUGUCGGCUACCUCGCGCUGGGACGCCUACUUUCUGCCCUCCUAGGGGACUAUAAUGCCCUUCUGGGCACCAGCUUUGCCUCCGUGGCUGAUGUCAGCACCGCCAGCUCACGUACCUUACGCAUGGCGAUGUUGGAGGCCUGCCUGGGGAUAUCUGGCAUGUUGGCCAGCAUCGCAGGGGGUCACUGGAUCAAGGCCCAGGGCUAUAUCAAUCCUUUCUGGCUGGCACUGGCCAUCCUCAUCACCACCACGCUCUAUGCAGCAUUUGUGUUCCGAGAGUCAGUGCCUGAGCCGAAGAAAGCUUCUCUCUUUACACUCCAGCAUUACCGGUUAGUGUAUCGGCUCUUUGCAGCCCCUGCCCCAGGGAAAUCCAGGAAGAAUCUGGCCCUCUACCUCCUGGCCCUUUUCCUGGUGCUCACCAUUCAUUUUGGAACCUGGGACAUCGCUGUCGUGUACGAGCUAAGCUGGCCCCUGUGCUGGGGCUCUGAUCUGAUUGGCUAUGGCUCCGCGGCCCAGCAUCUUUCCUACCUGGUUGGCCUCGUGCAGCUGUGGGUCUUCCAGCUGUGCCUGAAGGACAGCUGGGUGGCGGAGAUCAGCCUCGCCUUCAACAUUGUGGGAAUGGUGGUGUUCUCUGUGGCCAAAACCACAGCACUGAUGUUUACAGGGUAUGGGAUCCUCUCUUUCUCAUUGGUGGUGACACCAGUGAUCCGAGCCAAACUCUCUAAGCUGGUGAACAAGACAGAACAGGGUGCUCUCUUCUCGUGCAUUGCCUGUGUGAGUGGAAUCGCCAUGCUAUCCGCCACAGGAAUCUUCAACUCCCUCUAUCCAGCCACCCUGAACUUUAUGAAGGGCUUUCCCUUUCUCCUGGGAGCUUUUGUUCUUCUCAUCCCAGCCAUUGUGAUUGGAGUGCUGGAAAUCUCUGACCCUCGACCUGAAUACCAGGAAACACUCUAAUGAAGCCCCCUAACUCACUCUGAGACCCACCAGGAGAAGAGGUGGAGCUUCUGAUUGCUGCUUCAGCAAAUGAAAGCAGAGGGCAGGACUGCUUGCCAGCUGGAGAAGUGUGGACUUCUACCCCACAGGCUUUACCCUCAACCUUUCUGUCCUCAGAAGAGAGGUGAUCAGACCAGUUGGUUAGCUACAGCCAGACUGACCUAGGAUAAAAUUGUGGGGGAAAACUCCCUCCUUUUUGGCAAAAUUGGAAAUAUUGAAAAAUAGCAUUUCUCUGAUCUAAAAAUCCUCUGUAAACUUGGCUCUUUAGGAGAGUGGGUAGAACAAAAGCCUUUGUGUGGGAAAUGGAUCAAGAUUCAGUUAUUGCAUCUGACCUCCAGGACCCCAUUUGGGGAUUUCUUGGGGAUAUUUAAAGAUAGUGAAAAUUUUCACUAUCUUUUUCAUUUCUUCCACUCAUUUUACAAGGGAGAAAACUGAGGCAAAUACAGCUAGUAAGUGUCUGAGGGUGGAUUUGAUUCCAAGCCCAGUGCUGUGUCCACUAUUGAUGCCUCAAGGCCAUAACUAAAAUUAAUUGUGAUCAAUGAUCGUUGCCUUGUCUGUCCUUGAAGGGAAACACAGGCAACAAUUCCUCUGAAAGAACAGCAACUUCUCUUCUCUCAUUCUAAUAAGAUUCUUCCUGUGGAUCUCUGAGAGGAGACCUAUGAAUUCCAUGAAGGGAGUAGACCAAGGAGGCGAUAAGACUGGCAUCUUGACUCACUAAUUCAACUAUUCUAGAAUUUUUUACCCAAACCACGCUUUUUCAUAUUGUGAUUUUCUAUUUCAACAUUCCUUUAAAUGUUAUCUGAAAUCAUUUUGGGAUAGAGUGAUGUCAGAGUGUAUGGGAUCCUAUGCCAGUUUGGUAGAAAUGCUUGGAUGUGAGAUUCAUGUAAAAUUAAAUAAAAUUUAAGAUUUUAAAUGGAAAAUGUAAGAUUAAAUAAAGUUUUUCUAAAAGAA